GCGACAUCUCUCGGUCACAAUCAGAAGGAAGUGACCCUCAUGAUACAACCACACCACACCUGCAGAAGCUCGGAAACAGUGUCUACCAUGCUGGAAAUUUCAAUUGUAAAGGUUGAAAGCCCGUCGUGCCUUUGGGGCCGAGUGGGUCGGGGCAGAGAAGCGGAUCAAUACGACGGUCUGCUGGCAGAGAUGAACCUGUUCUACCACGACGUGACCCUGGACCCUCGCAAGCUAAAGCCCACAUCGUUAGAGGAGGGGCAGGUGUGUGUGGUGUACUGGGCGGUGAUUAAGUCGUGGUGUCGGGUGCUGGUUGAGUCCAUCAUCACGGACUCAGUUUCCUGUCAGGCUCGAUGCCUCCUGGUGGACCACGGAGAGAGACUCGUCGUCCCCUCAGACCAGAUCCGGAUCGCGAUGCAGAAUUUCCUCCAGCUGCCUUUCUGGGUGAGGAGGUUUCACCUGGCGAAAAUCAAACCAACAACCCUGCGAGUUUCCGUCCACGAGAAGAAGGCGGGACUCAUUGCAUCCACUCAGUGGGACAGCUCUUCUACUCUCUACAUGCACAGCCUGCUGCAAGCUUCCACUCGGACUGAGGCCGUGUUGCUUGAAUCCGAGGCGGACUCCACCUCCAUAGAGCUCUACCUGACUGUAGGAAGCAUCAAGAUCUGUUUGAACGACGAUCUGGUGGCCAAGAAGUUUGCGUAUUACAGCAGAGAGUCAGGUGACAGCAGAGAGAUGAACGAGGAGGACCAGCUUCCUGUCAUGUUGCCCUCCAGCAUCUUAACCCAGACUGCCUCAAGCAAGCCGACUGCACACACCAAGUCUCCUACUGCUAUUUCUUCAGGUCUUACUACGCCUCAGGUCGGCAGCUCUGCUCACGGUGUUUCCGUCAGUCCUCUGGAUAACAUCCACGCAUCCUCAUCGCUGACCUCUCUGCUGCUUCAGAGCCAACAACAUGAGCUGCAGCCCCGUGAAGAAGGCAGCGGGUCAAAGGUCACAGAGAAAGGUCCGGACGCUGCUGCUGCUCCUGCAGAGAGUGACUCGUCGGAGGACACAGACUCGUCUCUGGCUGCAGCUCUGACCAAAAAUCUCAGUCUGUUCAAGUUCCUAAAGUUUCUGAAUCCUGGCAGCAUCUUCCAGCAGGCGUCUCCCACUGUGAGUGAGCAUGAAGAGCAAAAAGAAAGUCGACCUGAAGAGACGACUGCAGCCUCCUGCACAGAACAGGAAGUAUUAACCCCUUUAAACUGUGAGCCUGAGACUCUGCACACGCACGACUUGACCAGCAUGAGUGAGCAAAGUGGAGCUGAAGGUCUUUGUGAGAGCAGUCAGGUUGAAUGUAUUGAAGACGAAGGAACAAGCAGGUGGAGUAGAUCAGAGGAGAAAAGGUGGAGGAGUGAAACGGACUGGGCUUGUUCGCGCCUUUUGGAGUGGUUGAACCCUGAGCCUGUGAACCCUCAAUCUGACACGGCACAUGACGCGUUUGUUCCCAGUGAUCCCAGGAGGAGUGGGAUCCUGGUGCACUCCUUGUUCCCAGUGGAGCCCUGCAGCAGCCUGGACGACGCCCCCAUCACAGACUCUCUCCGCUGGGUUUUGAAGAAGAAGCAGGGCAGCGUUUUGACUCCAGCUCAGCGCUACAGCUGGCCCUCCGUGGCUCGAGGCUGCCACACCGUCAUCAUCUCGCCCAACGCAGAGCAGCCGAUCAGCUACAUCGCUCCGCUGCUCACACACAUGGUGCUCAACUCCAUCUACACCGCCGUCACCUCCAGCGCAGGGCCCAUGGCGGUGCUGCUGUGUCCGGGCUGGGAGAAAGUGAUGGUGAUGAUGGAGCUUCUGGAGGAGAUGAAGCUCAAAUCCGUUCUCCACCCCUACACUUUGCUGCUGGGCGUCGGGAAAGACGAGGCAAAGGCCGUCAGGAUCCCCAAAAACUGCCUGCUGCUGGUCACCACUCCCUUCAGUUUGGUGCGUCUGCUGUCCUGCCACUGUUUCCUGUUCCUGCGUCUUUACCACCUGGUGCUGGACGAGGCCGACCAGCUCUUCACUCUUGCUCCAGAUCAGAUGGCGACCAUUUUGCAGCAUUUCCAGAAAGUGACCUCCAGCGAAGAGAACACUUCCUGUCCGCAGCAGCUCAUCGCCGUGGCAAAGAGAUGGACCAAUCACAUUGAGGCUCUGUUAGCCAAUUACAUGCCGUACCCGUGCAUCGUCAUGGCGAUCCCCGAAGAGGCUGCUCUCUAUGGCAACGUUCAGCAGAUCAUCCUCAUGACUGUGGAGAACAAUAAGAUCUCGGUGCUGCUCGGUUCGUUGGAUUUCAACUCCGACGUCGGCCAGAAGACGCUGAUCGUAGCCAAAUCUGCUCAGGAGGUGGAGGACGUGUUCAAGGCCGUGGGCAGCAAGUCAGCGUUCUGCCUCAAAACCCACGAGGGGUUAACGCACCAGUUUGACUUCGUGGUCCAGCAGUGGAGGAAAGACAUCGGCCCCGGGACUCACGUUAUUCUGGUGACCUCCAGCGAGUGUCUGAAGUGUUUGGGGAUCAGAGACGCCACGUGUGUCGUCCACUACGGCUUCCCCACGUCCCCCAAAGUGUUCGGCAGCCGGCUCUUCUGUAUGGCCGAACACUUCAGGAACCUUUCAGACCGGGAUCAGACAGGAAGUCCUCGCCUCACCCGCUCGGUCUUGUUGAUUUCGGAGAGGAACGCCUGUCACGUGGUCGGGGUUCUGCGGUAUCUGGAACGCACCAACGCCCCGCUGCCCCCCGAGCUGCUGGACUUCGCUCGGGGCGUCAACACGGCCCGCGAGGAGCAGAAGACCCACCGACCUCUCUGUGGAUACAUCAAGAGCUUCGGAGUCUGCAGAGACAGCAGUGUGUGUCCCGAUCGUCACACCUUCGUCUCCGAGCUGGAUCAGUCUGUGCUUCCUGCCUCCGGAGUCAUAGAAGUGGUUCCUCUCUACAUUAAGACGGCGUCCGUGUUUUACGGCCAUAUCGUCAGGAAGGAGGACGGAGGUUUUCAGAACAUGGCGUCGGAGAUGAAGGAUUUCUACGCCGACAAGAAGCCCGGAGUGGAGGAGAUUCUGGAGGGAGGAUUAUUCGCUGUGCAGGAGGACAACUUCUACCACAGAGUGAAGAUCCUGUCCGUCCCCGACAGAGGAGACCGGUUGUUCUACGCGGUGUUUGUCCGAUUCAUCGAUGUGGGGAAGGAGCAGGAAGUGAAGUCCCAUCAGAUCCUGAAGCUCCCGGAGAGGUUUCACUCUCUGCCCGGCCAGGCCGUGGAGAUCAUCGUGUGCCGCGUCAAACCAGUGGACGCUGAGACCGACUGGCACCCAAAGGUCACCAGAGCGAUCAGCCAGAAGAUCCGAGGUCUUCAGCAUCGAGCCAGAGCCGUCUUCAGUCUGGGAAACACGGUGUUUGUUGAUCCCAUGGUCCAUAUGACGCAGGUUCCGGGUAUGAAAACUGUGAUCAAUGAGUACACCGUGCAGUCGGAGAUCCUGAGCUCAGGGAUGGCCGUCGGUAACCCCGAACAUCUGGAGCUGCUGAAGGCGCUGUGCAUCUCUGGGUCUGGAAAUGGUUCGGUGUCUCUGGAGGUCCGGAUCAAAGCGGAGGAGGAAGCUUUGGCUGAAGCCGUCAGAGCAGCCGAGCUCGCUGACCUCCCUCAACUCGUGCCCUGUGAGCCUCUCAGUCCAGAUUCUUCCACGAUCCAGUCCCUGGUCCCAGUAACACCAGUACCACCAGUAUUGGACCUCCACCUGGCUCCAGUGAGUGAUCAGAGACCCCUGAUGGUCAGCCAGUCAGCUGCUGGACAGAGAAACACACAUUCAGCUGAUCUGAGAAUAAGGAUCGAAGAUGGAGAACUUCACCCCAUGAUCAGCAAGUCUGUCCUAAUGGAGUGCAGGCAGAAUGGUGUGUCUACAGGUGAGGAUGAGAGCAGCAGCCAGCAGCUCAUCAGCAGUAAUGAGACACACUGUGGUGACGCCGUUAAAAGUUUCCACCCUCUGGCCCGCUGGUACCAGACGUCCGACUCAUUGAUCGUGACGAUGAAACUGAAGGAGCCGCAGAACCAGAGCUGCCUCUUCUUCCAGGACAGAGUCGUGUACAGUGGCAGAGUGAACGAGCGCACCUACAGAGCCGACCUGCAGCUUCACGCCAACAUCGCUCCGGACCGAUGCUGCUGGGAAAUGAAGUCCAACGAGCCGGUCCUCAAACUGUCCAAACAACAGCCGGGACACUGGGAGAAACUCCUCAGGAACAAGAAUAUCUUUGUGAGUUACGACGUGGAGCACAUUGUUUUUGAGAAUGAAGACAGAACCCCAAACGGUGUGCGUUUCCAGGAAAACAUGGGGGGGGACAACAACUGCUACGUGGUGUCAGAGAGCGGCAGUGAGAGCGACUAAAGAGGAUUCUUUCCAUGUGAUUUUGGAUUGUUGCAAACGAAUCUCGGUGUCAAAUGGUGGUCACAUGACUUCAUGCCACCACCGCUAAGCUCAAGGAAGCUAAUGUUGGGCUAUAAAGGAACUACAGCACGGUCACAUUGUUUUUCUACGUAGAAAGCGGUAUCGCCCCCCCCCCGACUCAGCGUAAGCACUAACACCGGCAUGAAAUUAUUCAGCAUUUUAUCAUUUCCUGUCCUCUGGUCUGAGAGUCAAUGGUUUCCUGAAUGUGUUUUUGGUUGUUAGCCUGAAACAAGGUCUGUGGUUAACACAAGCUGAAGAGAUGUUAACGUUUUGUUCUACGACAUAAAAUACGUCGUAGUUCCUUUAAAGCCCAACAUUAGCGGCCUUUAGCUUAGCGGUGGUGACGUGAAAAUGGACUAAAAGCCGAAUCAGAGUUAUUUUUCCUCUCUCUUCAUUUGACUGAUAUUGGCGAGACUGCGCAUCGGAGGCGGGGCUUAAAAUAUGGCGUGUUUUUAAAAGGACCCGUUUUUCCUUUGCUUUCUGUUAUCUUUUAUUUGAUGUUAUAAAAAAUAAAGUUUGUUGUUCAGUUAA
Molecule: messenger RNA, 4971 nt
Organism: Trematomus bernacchii (emerald rockcod)
Lineage: Eukaryota; Metazoa; Chordata; Actinopteri; Perciformes; Nototheniidae
Gene: tdrd12
Product: tudor domain containing 12
Exons: 39
Coding region: 40-4380 (1446 amino acids)
Biological process (GO): transposable element silencing; germ-line stem cell division
Source: RefSeq, a predicted model, not a curated record